Molecule: messenger RNA, 2997 nt
Organism: Rubroshorea leprosula
Lineage: Eukaryota; Viridiplantae; Streptophyta; Magnoliopsida; Malvales; Dipterocarpaceae
Source: the annotation of a GenBank genome assembly
AACCACACAUCACUUUCUUUCCUUCCUCCUUUCAUUGGGCCUCCCUUACUUUUCAUCUCCAACCUCUUUCGUUAUUCAUCUUCUUCCCUUGGAUCCUUGUUUGCCGGCUUGGGUUUUAAUCCUCUCCUUUUCUCAUCUCCUCAUCAUCUCUUUCCUUUCAUCAUUUAUCAUCUCCUCUUCGAAACCCAACAGAUCUGCUGGGUUCUCGACAACCCAACGAUAUGCUGGGUUCGAUUAAUCAAACCCAGCAGAUUCGCUUGGUUCUCAAGAACCCAACAGAUCGCUAGGUUCUUUGAUCUGUUGGGUUCUCGACAACCCAGCGAUCUGUUGGGUUUGAUUCCCAGCGAUUUGCUAGGACUUGCUAGUCGCCGCGCAAUCUCUAGUUCCCUCACGGUCGCCGUCUCCAUUGAGCCUCAACCAUGGCCGACGAUAGGGCCAUAAGCCUCGAGGAGAUCAAGACACAAUCAGUAGAUUUGGAACGGAUACCUGUAGAGGAAGUGUUGGAGCAGCUGAAAUGUACCAGGGCUGGACUGACUUCCGAGGAAGGAGCCCGUCGACUCCAAGUUUUUGGACUAAACAAACUAGAAGAGAAAAAGGAGAGCAAGAUUCUCAAGUUUUUGGGUUUUAUGUGGAACCCUUUGUCAUGGGUCAUGGAAGCUGCUGCUAUCAUGGCUAUUGUCAUGGCAAAUGGGGGUGGCAGACCUCCAAACUGGCAGGAAUUUGUUGGUAUCGUUGUGCUGUUGCUGAUCAACUCUACCAUUAGUUUUAUUGAAGAAAAUAAAGCUGGAAAUGCUGCAGCAGCCCUCAUGGCUGAUCUUGCUCCCAAAACUAAGGUUCUAAGAGAUGGUCAAUGGAAUGAACAAGAUGCUGCAAUUCUCGUUCCAGGGGACAUAAUCACCAUUAAAUUGGGAGACAUAAUUCCUGCAGAUGCUCGUCUUCUUGAGGGUGAUCCUUUAAAGAUUGAUCAAUCUGCUCUCACUGGAGAAUCUCUUCCUGUCACUAAAAGCCCCUCAGAUGAAGUGUUUUCUGGUUCCAUAUGCAAACAGGGUGAAAUAGAAGCAGUUGUUAUUGCAACUGGUGUGCACUCGUUUUUGGGUAAAGCUGAGCAUUUGGUAGACGGCACCAAUCAAGUUGGGCAUUUUCAGAAGGUUCUCACAGCCAUUGGCAAUUUCUGCAUUUGUUCGAUUUUUAUUGGACUAUUCAUUGAGGCAGUUGUCAUGUACGGGAUCCAGCACCGCAACUAUAGGGAUGGAAUUGACAAUUUACUAGUUCUCUUGAUUGGAGGAACCCCGAUUGCCAUGCCAACAGUGUUAUCUGCCCCCAUGGCCAUUGGUUCUCAGAGGCUCUCUCAGCAGGGUGCUAUUACCAAGAGAAGGACAGCCAUUGAGGAAAUGGCACGCAUGGAUGUUCUCUGCAGUGACAAGACAGGGACUCUGACCCUGAACAAAUUGACUGUUGAAAGAAACCUGAUUGAAGUGUUUGUAGAGGGGAUAGAGAUGGACCGAGUUAUCCUUCAAGCAGCUAGAGCUUCAAGAACUGAAAAUCAGGAUGCCAUUGAUGCGGCUAUUGUUGGAAUGCUUGCAGAUCCCAAAGAGGCACGAGCUGGUAUUAAGGAGGUUCAUUUCCUUCCUUUCAACCCUGUAGACAAAAGAACUGCUCUUACUUACAUUGAUUCUAAUGGAAACUGGCAUCGGGCUAGCAAAGGUGCCCCCGAGCAGAUAUUGGACCUUUGCAACUCCAAGGGAGAUGUUCGGAAAAAGGACAUGUUUUCUGUAAUUCUCCCAAAACCGUGGCAUGGUCCUUAUGGUACUGAUCAGGAAAUUAUGGCAGCUUUAUACCUUCAAGUGGCAACACUGAUUGCAGUCUAUGCAAAUUGGGAUUUUGCUAAAAUAAAAGGUAUUGGCUGGAGACAGGCAGGAGUGAUCUGGCUUUAUAGUGUUGUGACUUAUUUCCCUCUCUUUCUUCUCAAGUUUACCAUUCAGUAUCUCCAUGGUCGUAAGACCGCCUUCACUACAAAAAACCUUUUCAGUGACAAGAACAGUUAUAGGGAACUCUCAGAGAUUGCAGAGGAGACUAAACACCGGGCUGAGGGGCAUGUUGAAUCAGAUGUUAAGCUGAAGGGACUUGACAUUGGUACGGUAGCCUUCGAUGCAUCCACAAUGGAGAAAUUUCUGCAAGAGUGGGACAAGGAGAAGCCGGUGAGAUACACUGCUCAGCAAUUGGAUGACUUUACAAGAAAUUACUCGAAAAGGUUGGGGUCUGGUGCAUAUGGGGAUGUUUAUGAUGGGCAGUUUCCAAAUGGAGUCAAGAUUGCAGUGAAGUUGCUCAAGGAAAAAUAUGAGGUUGCAGAUUUUGGGCUUGCAAAGCUUUGCAACAGGGACAAUACUCAUGAUUCAGUUACCGGAUUCAAGGGAACCCUUGGUUACUCUGCCCCCGAGCUUUUUCUGAGAAAUCAUCCCAUAACUUACAAAUGUGAUGUGUAUAGUUUUGGAAUGUUGUUGUUUGAGAUAGUUGGGAGAAGGAAAAACACAGUUAGUAGUUCCUCUGAAAUCGUUGAUUGGUUUCCAAAGGUUGUGUUGGAUAAGUACCAGAAAUGUGAAUUGGCUGAACUAAUAAAAAGUUAUGGGAUUAAAAAGGAGGACAUGGAAAAGGCAGAGAGAAUGUCAUUAGUGGCAUUGUGGUGUGUUCAAGACUCACCAGGAGCUAGGCCACCAAUGAGUGCCGUGGUGAAGAUGCUGGAAGGAGGAGUGGAGAUCAUGCCACCUCCUAAACCUACUCAUUUACUGUUCUCAUCGUUAGGGACAAAUGCAGUCAAGCCACCAAAUGCUGCCACUGGUUCGAGUUCCUCCUCAAGUGAAGAAUCUGCUUCUUAUUGGUAUAAAGAGACCACUUCAAUCAUGGCCAAGUAUGAAAUACAAGUGGCCAGUAGUUAACAAGACUAAAAUCCAGUUCCCAGAAAGUGUAUGUUUUGUCUUGAUUUUUGUUAUUAUAAAAUUU